AAAGUAGUUUUAUCUGAAUCUUUUCCGCCAAUUGUAGAAAAUAAAUGUAGUGAAUUUGCAAGAAAUUUCGUUACUUGUAAUCAUACUCAGUUACCUCAGGUGCUUAUACAUGAUGGAAAAUGGAAAAAGUCGAACAAAAAGUUAGCUGAAGUUACGAGUAGGAUUUUGGAAAUAUUAAAUAAUUCUUGGAAUAAUCUAACAUUUGGCCUGGAACAUGCUGAGUCACUGAACGAGAGGACAUAUGUAACUAACAUGAUAGUACCUGCAAUUCAAGCUUCAUUAAAGAAUCUUCUCUAUGGAAAGAACUGCUAUAUUAGCAUUUUCAAGCGACAAAGCAUUGCUAGCUCAAAUAGAAAGGGAGAGGAGCGAUUGGGAAGAAGACCAGAUAUAAUAUUCGUUAUAAAAAAUAAAGGUAAAAAAUAUGAGCUUAUGUAUAGUGAGUGCUUACAUUUGUUUUGUACCUCUCAGAAAAUAGAUGAUAAUGCCGUAAAGUUAUGGUGUAAAACAAACAAUAGACCUCUGUUACGAUUAACGGUACUUAUUAGGGAUGGUGCCAGUGUAGAUCAGUAUUAUUACUUACAUGAAUUAGAAAUUUCCGUUCAAUAUUCAGAUUCUAAUAUAGUAGCAGAAUUUAUAAAAACUUUAUUGAUACUCUAUAAUAUUUUAACAUUGAUACUUUACGGGUCUUUACCUAAGUCAGAAAGGCAAAAAGAAAAUAGUUUAACCAUUGAUUCUGAUUCAGAUUAG
Messenger RNA from Dentiscutata erythropus, 747 nucleotides. NCBI's taxonomy places the organism in Eukaryota, Fungi, Glomeromycota, Glomeromycetes, Diversisporales, Gigasporaceae. The record is from the annotation of a GenBank genome assembly.